CCCUGCGGUUGUAUAUGUGAUUGUUUUGUGUAUGUCUGUGUGAUUGUCAAAAAUUUUAGAAUAAAAAGAAAAGCUCACUGUCAAAAUGAAUAACCGUCGUUCGGCAUCAGUGGGUGCGUUACCCGUUGAAAAGAAGCAUUUUGUGUCGCGAAAUGAAAGUGCUAGCGGUGCAGUCUUGGACGUGCGUUGUGCAUGUCAGUAUUUCGAGUCUGAUUCAUUGCUACCCGAAAGAAUAAAUCCCAUCGAAUCACGUCCUUCUUCAAAACAGGGGUUUUUGAGUGACAUGGAACAUGGUGGUGGUGGUGGUGGUGGCAUCGAUCACCUUUACCAUCCACAACAACAACAACAUUUUGACAAUAUGUCAACGCGAAGUUUUAAUAUGAUGGGAAGGUCUAGAGAAUUUGACAAAAUAUCAAUGGCGGGUAGUUUUGGUGGACGGGGACUAGUUGUUCGAAGUAUCUCAGAUGCCACUGAGCCAGAAAUGGUUGGCGGUGGUGGUGGGGGAAUGACAAUGAUGGCGGGUAAUCGUGGUCGCCAAAUGUCAAUUGGGGAAAUGUCAGGGGGUAGUUUUGGUCAUGGGGGCCGAGAUCCAGAUGCAGUUUCGAUACGAAGUGGAAUUUCGUUACGUCGUGUUUCUCGAUCACCAUCACAUGCAGAUCUAAUUGUGGCUGAUCUAAAUAUACCAACUGGGCAUGUUUCGAGAGGUUUAAGAAGAGACAUUCCCAGGCACAUUACCAACCUGCCAAGUUCUUCACCGGCUUCUGGAAGAUUCUCUUCUCCAGAAUUUAGCAAAUAUGAUAAAAUGAAUGUUCCUAUGUCGAGAAUUCAGCAAUCGCAUCAAAUGAUGAGUGGAGAGAAUAAAGAGAAUGAAAAUAUGCUUCCACAGAAUAAACCUAUCGAUCUUUCAAUGUAUGAAGAUACUCAUACCUUAGGAAGAAACCUUGGUCAGAAUAUUGAAAUUCCUAAAUUUAAUUUAGUAGCGCCGACUCCAACUCCGACUAUGGAAAAUACAUUUUCUCCUGAUUUUACUAGGAGAAAUCUAUCUCCAGAAAGAACUCCACAAAGGUCUCAAGAAACCUUUAGUAGGCAAAAUCUAUCCCCCGAAAGAACUCCACAAAGGUCCCAAGAAACCUUUAGUAGGCAAAAUUUAUCUCCCGAAAGAACUCCACAAAGGUCUCAAGAAACUUCUCGCUCACCCAUGUUCUCUGCAGAUAUAUUACCCCAGAACAAACCCAUUGACGUUUCAAUGUAUGAAGAGAGAGGAGCUUCUGGAACAACGGUAGAUCAACCAAUGGAAAUCUCCAAUCUAUAUGCCUCCAUGCAUGGGCAAAGCGUUUAUGAUAGGAAUACAAGUCACUUAGAACCAUCGCAUCACAAUCAAAGGGCAUCUGAACACAGAGCUCAAGAAAAUGUCUUACCACAAAACAUGCCUAUUGAUGUAUCAAUGUAUGAAGAUCACCCACCUCGUACAUCCACUGAACCCAAUGGUAUCACAAACUAUCGGAAUUCUUCACAACCUCCUCCCCAACCAUCGUCUUCAAAUUUUAGAGGAAGAUCUCCACCCAAUGUUGACAUCUAUGAUCGAAAGACUCAAGGUUCUUCAGGUGUCCAAGCUCCCCAUCAAAGUCGGGAAGAACAGGGAAAUAUCUUGCCACAAAAUAGGCCAAUUGACGUUUCUAUGUACGAAGACAAUGUUCCAAUGGGAGGAGGUGCAUCAUCAAGUCAACCAAUGGACAUAGAAGUUGACACUAUCGAAGCUGUGGUAGAAGUAAGAGACACAAUAAGAAUCGAUCGAAUGUCUCCACCAUUACAAACAAAUGUUCCUGAUCUCUCACCAAAGGUCCUAAACGAAACAAGAAUAGAAAUACGUAAUUUAGCACCACAGCCUGAUAUGAGAACUUUGGAUGAAAUAUUGGCUGAUGGCAAACAAAUCGGGAGCUUAGAUCGAUUAAAUACUUUAGGACACUCAUCAACACAAUACUCUCCUCCCCAAUCUUCUCAAUCACAACAAAGUCAACUCAAAAGACAGCAUGAUCGUGGUAGAGGAAUGUCUCCAGAGAGUACCAAGAAACCCCUCGUAGACAGGGAUCAAUCUCAUCAAAUGAGAUCGGGUCCAGGUAUGCAGCAAAUGAGUUCUGAUGAUUUUAGAUACAGAGGGCCAGAUAUAUAUGAUGUGCCAACACAGAGAGGAAGUUCUCCAGCCCCAAUGAGAUCAAGUCAAUCAGCAGUUUUCAGUUCUCAAAUUUUUCAAAGAGCGGCAUCUCCCGGGCCAGAUAUGGCUUCCGAUAGACAAUACGGGCAAUAUGAAUCCUCUCCAAUAUUCGAUAGAGGUAUGUCCCCUACUCGGAGUGAACAAAAUAUGCAGAGGGCCGUUUCUCCGGGACCUAGAACAGACAGAGGUUUGUCUCCAGUUCGAUCUGAUCGGAACUUUCAGAGAGGCUCAUCCACAACUCCGUCAACCCACAAAGAAGAUAGACAAUACUCGCAGUAUGAAUCUUCUCAAAACACCCAGCGAGGAAUGUCUCCAUCACGACUUGACAGUCAUUAUACCGACACAAGACAGCAUCUACGAAGGGCAUCCCCUCCUGGAUCUUCUUUUCACACUGAAACAAUGCAAACGGGUCAUUCAUCCUACCAAAGAGCAUCAUCUCCAGUUCCGAUGGAUAUUCAGCAAAUGGAACCUAGACAACUUUUACAACGAGGAUCACCUCAAGGUGUUUCAUUUAAGCGUCAGACUCCGGGAGAAAGAGCUUCUUCUCCACAACCACAAUCUUUUCAGAGGGCAUCUUCUCCACAACCACAAUCAUUUCAGAGGGCAUCUUCUCCACCCCCAGGUCAAGAUACAAUGAAAGCUGGUCGUAUUCUCAGUUUUAGACGUUCACUAUCCUUAGAAAGACACAAAACUGCAGACAAACCGCUUGAACGAAAACCAACUUAUUCCUCAAGAUUCAUGUCAAUGUUUCAUUCAAAAACUACUGAUCCAACGGUCAUGACUUUGCAUGAGAAACGUCGAGUAUCUGCGGAUCAUAUUCAAGAAAUUAAGCGCGGGAAAUUCAUGUCAAUGUUUCAUUCAAAGACUUCCGAUAAAUCGGCUGUUUUACCACCGGAUACCCGUAAGUUUUCUGCCGAUCAUGUUUUGCACAUGGAUCGUGGAAGAUCACCAUCACCAGUUCCAGAUAAACCAUUAAAACCUGAAGCAACAUCUUCACGGUUUAUGUCAAUGUUUCAUUCUAAAGUUCCUGAUCAAGCACCAGAAGAUAAUCCUCCACAGAACAUUCAUGAGGUCCCAGCAAAUCAGCAUCUUCAGGUUAAUACGGGAAAGCCUCCAGUUAAGCCUGAAGGUUCACCUUCUUCAUCUAGAUUUAUGGGUAUGUUUAAACGGGAGAAAGUUGAACGUUCCGAAGCAAUGUCUGUUGUUGAAGAGCCCUCACAUGCUGGCAACAUGUCAAUUCAAAAACCACCCGAGAAACCUUUACUCACAGUCAAGGUCACUGAAACGUUUUCUCUCAAAGUCGACGAAAUGGAUCAGUAUUCGAGUCAUCCACCUAAAUCCCCUUCACCUGUUCGACAAUCUCGUCAAUAUGCUAGCUCCGAUCAUCUAAGUCAGGGUCAAGAUCGAUUUAAUCAAGAUGGUAUCUCAGAAUCAAUAGCUUUCUCCACAGAACCUCAAGAACCGUUUGCACCGAUAGUUUUAUCAGGCUCCCGAUCAAGUCAAAUGCACCUUGCUGCUUCCCCAGAUCGCAGAAGUUACAUGUCAACAAGUCAAGCUGAUAUAAGUGGUUCCCGUCGAAGUGAUAUACAUGAACUGAUACCCCCAGCUCCAGCACAAAUUAUUACCGUUGGCAAUAAAAAACUAGUCUCCGUUCCCAUUGCAGUUCCUGUCGAUUUCUACGAUUCCGAAAUGACAAUUUCCGAAUUUAUGCGUGAUGAGCAUGAAAAUCAGAAAAACCUAUCCCAACAACCUCGCACAAAUCUUAUUAGAGCUCCGUCAGAGCAACGCCUGGCACGAUCAAAGCUCCUUCAACGAAAAACUUACGAUCGCACUCAAUCUCAAGAUCGUGCGGCAGCUGAUCGAAUGUCGGAAUUGGAUAGUCUCAGUUUAGGGACAAGAUCAAUGACGAAAACUGUUAGUUUCAACUUUGGUGAGCAUGGUUCGCAACGCGAUUACAUGGAUUCGUCUUCCAACAAUCAAUUAGAUAAAAAUCAAUGGCUUGAGAGGACAUACUUUUCCCGCGACCAUGAAUACGAACCGAUUGGAGAACCCACCUCAACAGAAAUUCAAAAAGAACCAACCCCCGAACCGACAGCUCAAGUUUCUAUACUCAAAAAAGAAUCAUCUCCAGCACCGGUGAUGGUUCAAGAAAUGCCCAAAUCAGAAGAACCUUCAGUCGAAAUUAUCUCCGAUGAAACACCUACAAAGUCUGACGAACUCAAAGAAGCCGAAGAGCUGCAAAAAGAUCUUGAAGAUCGUUAUUUCAAUUCGGCUGCCACAACAUCACAGCCAUCUGAGUCACAAAAUGAUUAUGAAAUGCAAACAAGCCAAAUGGAUUCAAGUGCCUUAGAAGAUAUACCAAUGGAAGCUGAGACUAAAAAAAAAGGCUUCAUGGCUAAUGCUCAAGAUCGAACUCGAAGAAUGCAAGCUGGGCUUAAAAAUCAAGCUGGUAAGAUCAAGACGAAAUUCCGAAGUCAGAAGAAAGCCCCAUCGGGUAGCCCUAAAGCUACAACUCGAAAACGCUUCAAGGCUCCGGAGUUUUCAAAGAUCAAAAUGCCUGAAAUGAAACGCCCUGAGUUUACAAAAUUCAGCAAGCCUGAUAUGUCAAAGUUCAAGCUGCCUGAUAAAUUCUCAUCGUUGAAACUUAAUCGUAGUAAAUCUUUUAAGGAACCAUCUGAGCUCGACGACACAACAGUGUCAGGCACUACUCCAGAAUCUGGAGCUGCCACAGCACCUCCAAAGAAACAAAGAUUCGAUUUUAGCUUUGGCACCUAUCCAAGAGCAUUUAGGAAAAAGUCGAAGCCCGAAGUUGUUGAGAGCACUGUGGAUGAGCCGAGUGUGAUUCAAAGCACUGAAACUCAACCAUCGGCCGAAUCCUCAAGCACUCCUCAAGGUGAUAGAGGUCCAGGCCCAGUGAGGUCUCGAUGGGCUGAUAAAUUCUCGGAUGUAAGCUACAAUGAUAGCGAAGGCUCAAGAUAUCGUCGCUUUGAAAGCGAGCAGGAGAGUUCUUUCGAUCGGGAAUCUUCAAUGGAACGUCGAAUGAAAGAAGUCCUUGAGGACAAUGCAAAGGAAGAAGCCGAACUUGCCAUGUUCAGUGUUGUGGAGCAGAAGCAAUUCGCAGAUUAUGAUGAAGAAAAUAGAGUCAUUCAUGAAAUUUCGAAGACUCGUGAACGCGAUUUCAAACGCCGACCAAUGGUACAUCAGGACUCUGAUUUGGUGUCCGAGGAAGGCAGAGAUAUUGGCUGGACUCAACGGGAAGCCGAAAAGAAUGAAUUUCUCCGCAAAGCUGAGCUUGAAGCUGAGUCACAUUCGAAGAAUCUUCCCGAAAGAGACUACCAUCAAGAUGCUCAAUCCACAGCAAGCUCAAAACGCUUAGUCUUCGAAGAAAUAAGUUCCGAUGAGUUUCUCCUUAGAAAGAAGGGUGCCUCACAAGAAUUCAGCAUUGGCAGCAAACAGAAAUAUGUCGAUACGAAUUUGGAGGCAGGUUUUGAGAAACCAGUCAAUCCACUCGAACUAAUUGGCUCACAAUCGGCCAGCUUAAAUGGCAGCAGCAUUGAUCGCAUUGACUAUGGCUACGAUGUUCCACCACCAAAGCCCAGACGUUUAAGUCAACAACAACGUCAACGUUAUCGUUAUGACUCGGAAAAUGCUUCUCAAAUCGAAGAUUAUGCCGAUGAUAUCUCAUUGUCUCAAGCUGGCAGUGAUUACUUCCGACAUGCACCACCAGCACGUCCCUUACGUAAGGGACGCUUUAGGAACAGUCAAGACAUGUCAAUUGGAGGAACUCCAUCAAUUCAAUACGAUGAUGAAGAUUAUUCAAUGCGAGAUAGAAAUUUCGUCGACGAAGAAAAAGAGAAUAUUCAAGAGCAACGCAAUGAAUCACCAAUGCCACCAGCACCACCACCACAACCACCAAGAAGGCGUCGUAAGCAAUUGAGAGAUUCCUUGGAGAAGGAUUCUUAUGUAAAUGGAUUCGGAGGCAGAUCCGUGUCAAAUAGCUAUUUGAGGGAAGACAACAAACCAGAGGAAGUGAUCGUCUACCGUACUGAGCACGAAUACAAAAUACCUCUAGCAACUCCUGAAAAUUACACCGACACCUCUGUAACGCCCCGAAAAUCUAAAUCUCUAUCUCGUCUUGGUAUUGACGAGGAUGAUCGAACUUCACGCGGAGCAGAUUCUUUAGCUUUGGACAUUGCAAUGCGAGAGGAAAAUGAUAAUUUAAAUGCUGAAGAAUUACAUGAGAAAUACAUAAUUGAAAUGAUGGAAAACGAUGGUUACGCUGUUGUACGUAAGGAAAACUUACCAAAACCAACACCACCAGCCAGGCGUAAAAAAUUCACACGUUCACCAGGUGAACGUUUUGCAACAAUGCCACACCAACGAAAGGCAGCUUCACCUUCGUCGUUAGUGGGCGAACAGAAAAUCUCAUCAACAGGCAAUUAUAGUACGAUUGGAGCCAGGCCUAUUCCACCAACAAGGAGAUCGGCUUCGAGCUUGGCAGCACCAGAUUCUCAAAAGGAUUAUGGAAGUCAAGAUUUUACCGAUUACGAAGAACCCGAACUGGAUGAACGACCAGAAUCGCCAAGGAAUCUUCAAUCGGGUGAUAUUAUAAAUAAAAUGAAAUACCGACCAUUGCCGCCGCCACCUCGCCCUCCUCGAGAGAAGAGACACUUCCACAGGGACAGGCAUGGCGUGGACGACGACAAUGACGAAAUCGAAAGCCGCGACGAUCGAGAUGAUCGCGAUGGUGGCGGUGAGAGAAUCGCUUAUCAUGAAUUACACGAACAAAGUAGCGAAGAUUACAGUCCACAUGAAAAUGUUGAAGUGGAGGUUUCUACACAAACCGAUCCACUGCCCGAUGAUUUUGUUUGUGAAGAAUUCGAAAUAACUGAAGAUAUGAAAAUCAUUGAGCCAAGAAGAACAAAAACUCUCGAUGAAAUACUUAAAGAGGAAGAAGAGGCUGAGCUGGAACGAGCUAAGCAAAUUGAUGAGGAAAUUCUAGCAAGAGGAAUUCAAAGAUUUAGGGAGGCAAGUCAACGAAGUGCUUCAGACAGAUCUAGAGCAUCAUCACAAGCCAAAUCUCUAAGUAGACCACAGACACCAUCUGCAAUUCUUAUAGAAAAACGUAUUCCAACUCCGGUACCCAAUGCAAAUGGGCAGACAGUGAUUGAGGCCUCAUUGACAGUACAACCUAUCGAUGAUUUAGAUUUGGAAGAGGAACUUCUUCGAAAAGAAGGUCUUUACGAUGGCUCUCAUAGUAAAUCUGACGAAGAGAGUCGUUACAAAGAAGAAGAGAAACAGAGUUCACGUGCUGCGUCCGAAGAGGAAAAUGCUAGGAUCGAUGAAGAAGUUCAAUCGUAUACACGCAGCACCGAUGCAGAGAGUCAGCAACAAGAAGAGACAGAUCGAGAAAGUGAACUUGAACGUGAGAGAGAACUUGAACGAGAACUUGAACUUGAAAGAGAACGCGAACUUGAACAUGAACGAGAACUUGAACAAGAGCGAGAGGAACUGAUGUUCGAAGCAGAACGAAGAAUGCAAGAAGAGGAAGCAAAACGAGAACGCGAACAAGAAGAAGAAGCAAAUCGAAGACUUCAAGAAGAAGUAGAAGCCGAUGAAAGACUUCUAAGAGAACUGGAGGAAGAGCAAAGAUUUUUAGAAGAAGCUUUAUUAAGACACGCAGAGAAAGAAAAAGAACUAGAAAGAAGAAUACGCGAAGAGGAAGAAGAAGAAAGAGAAAAAAGAAGAAUUGCAGAAGAACAAGAAAUCGAACAAAGAUUACAUCCAGAUUCUCAGUCUGAAGAGCAUGAGAGCUACGACGAGGAUCAACAUGAAAGACUUAAAGCUGAAGAUUCAUCCGAACUCAAGUCCGAUGUGAGUGAAGAAAAAGAAACUACCCCACUACCUUCUCCGUCUGCUACCCUUACCCCUCAUCAAUUAGAAGAAGAGGUAUUAGUUUCUCAAGUCAAAAAACUACUCUUAGAGCAACCUCCAAAAGACGAAUCCUACGAAAGAGAGAAAACACUAAGUCCACCACCAAUGGCUCCACCAAGGAAGCGAUCGACUGCCAAUGAAGCACUAUCAGUUGCAGAGCAACAACCAAUGCCGGUUCCAUUCACUGGAGUCAUGCCUAGUCACUUAGCGAUAGCCGACCUCGAGGUAGAACGCCUUCGAGUGCACGCUCUUCAAGCUGGUCAAAUAAUGGUAUCACAUUUACAUGGUGCUCAGAUUCAAGCUGAAGAGCUUGAAUGCCGUUCAGGAAAUUUAGUGGUUAAAAACAUCGAACUACCACCGGGAUUCAUUGAAGACAUUGUAGAAAGAGUACGCAGUACAGAACGCGAACACGCUCAAGCUUCCACUCAGACAAUCGCCGAAGCUAGGACUCAAACCGAAGAAGACUCCAUCCCACCACCUCCACUACCAACCAGAGAACCUGAAACUCCUCCCGUUCGACCACCACCACCGUCAGCAGCUCACUUCUUGCAACUCCGAGAUCAUGACGAUGGCUCAAGAAGUGUUCAUCUAACAGACUAUCAUCUGCAGACAAUUCCUCCCAUCGGCUUUUACAAUCACCUUCAUACCGGCGGUGAUGAUGAAGAACCAGCAGCAGCUGCUCCUCCACCAGUCUAUCGUCGACGACGUCAUCUUCGCAGACGUGAUUCUUCCUCAGAAGAGGAACAUCAACGCCGACGCAGCCGAAGCAUCCGUCCAGAACAACCUCCACAGAGUGUAGCCCAGGCAGGUCGUCAGUUUAUCUCAGCCUGCAGUCUACCGCUGGUCAAUAUCAUUACUCAGCUGACAAACGCUUUGCGUCCCAAUAACAACGACAAUAACAAGGAUCAGGUGCAACCAAGGAACAUAUCCACAGCAGUAGUAGUUCUUAUAGUCAUGGCUUUAAGCUUAGUGAUUUACCUAUUGACAGGAAGAAAUAUACACCAUCAUCAUUGGGAUUACUUUAAUCCGCCGGGUAAUGAUGGACGACUGUCGUAGGUUGUGAAUAGGGCCAUCUCUCUUGAUCACCAUUCAGCCUUUACUGCAUUUGUUAAUUUUUUUGUUUCAAUAAUUUAUUUGGUCAAAAUAACGCAUCCUAAUGCGGAACUCAAUAUAAUUACUACAAAAAAGAGAAAAGCCACCAUGAUUGGGGUAAUAUUUUCUAAUUUUUGUUUUCUCUGUUUUUUUCUUUUUGCUACGAACUACAACAAAAACAUACACAAAAAUAAAAAAUAACUAAAAAAAUUUAGUUCUACAUAAAAAAAAAGAUAAUUUAAAAUAAUCACGAACAAAAAAAAAAUGAUAUUUUUAUUUAUAUUUCAGUCUUUCGUACGAUUUUUUGUUUAACUAUUAAAACAAAAAUUAAAUAUUAAUUUAUCAUAAAAAUAAAUCAAUAAUAAAUGGCAAAUAAAUAAAAA
This is a messenger RNA of Episyrphus balteatus (marmalade hoverfly), 9621 nucleotides long. RefSeq lists its product as uncharacterized. The transcript is spliced from 5 exons. The coding region runs from base 86 to 9202 and encodes 3038 amino acids. The record is from RefSeq and is a predicted model, not a curated record. Lineage: Eukaryota; Metazoa; Arthropoda; Insecta; Diptera; Syrphidae.